AUGAACAAUCACUCCACCUCUCAAAUGUACUUCUGUCCGCCUUCCCCCCUCCCCGAUUUAGGUUUACGGCGAUAGCCUUCGAUCCGCCGGGCUGCGGUUUGAGCACUCCCCCCGUCCGCGAUUGGAGUGAUCCCGAGGUUCUGCUGCAGGAUGCCAGAGUUGGCGUGCAUUUGAUGCGCCAGCUGGGUCAUCUGCCCUUCUUCUGCAUGGGCUGGUCAGAGGGCGCUCAGUCAGCCAUCCGAGCAGCAUCGGAGUUGAAUAUGGACGGUCAGUCACAUUUUGAGUGGCUCAUUCUGCUGGUGGCGCAUUUGCUUAUUUGUUCUAGAAUGCGCAUAUUGUGGACACUGUCAAAUGGCCAGUUGCCUGGCCUCAUGAUUUGAUUACCUGUACUCCUUAGACACCCACACGCACAUAGCGCGGUGAAUGCAACCAAACUAGUUCAAAUUUACCUCUGACUACUGGGAAAGCCUGAAAGGACACAUCAAGAAACAGCCCUUUCAGCCUGACCUUCCGUUCUGGGAAGGACCGAGAUGCGCCGUCAAGCUACCACACCUAGUUCGUCAUGGCACAGUUAAGUGUGCCAGUCUUAUUUUAGUUAGGAAUGCUCCAGUGUCAACACCAGUCCGUCUGUUUUACCUACUCGGUCAGUAUUCCAAAUACCUCCACAAAUUAGCACAUUUUAAGGGAUGUCUCCCGUCUACCGAUUUUUCACUUCAAUCGGUCACUGAAUGCCCUCCUAGACAAUUAAUUUUGCCUGAACAUGAAAGCGCAAUGAUGGGCAAUGCUAACAUUAUUAUUAUUUCGUGUGUGUGUGAUCAGCGUGCUACUGCCAAGUCUUUUCCAUUUGCCACCUGCUUAUUGUACGCCGACAUACGAAGGAAGCUUAAUUCAUGCAUUCAGGCUCGAUUGAGGGCCUGGUGGUCUGGGAGCUGGAGGAAGAUAUUGGCGCAUGGGACGGAUCGGGGAAUGGUGGUCAGAUUAUGGGAGGCACCCCCGGUUCGGUGGACUUCUUGCCAGACAGCCGUCGUCUUCCGCUGCAGGCUGUCUAUGGUAGAGCCUACAUGCGGGAUAGUUGGCCUGCCUACGUUGAGACGAAAGAGAUGCGACGUAUGGGUCCUGCCGAUCUCCGCUGCCUGCCGCAGCGUCUCCUGCGGAUGCCCCUACUGCACAUUGCAUCCCGGCACUCUGAGGCAAGGCGAUACCAGAAUGCCAACAGCCAAUCAACUGAAUCAGCUCUCCUCGCCUGUUCGGGCUGCUGUUCAACCCUCUGGCCCGCCAGGUCUGACGCGGAUCAGAAGGCUGGCUGGCAGCUGCCACACAAGUUGCAUGCUGAUUUCUUUCAGUCCUCUGUCGAAAACUUUAUUCUUAAAUCUAUUCACUAA
Spirometra erinaceieuropaei is the source of this 1382-nucleotide messenger RNA. NCBI's taxonomy places the organism in Eukaryota, Metazoa, Platyhelminthes, Cestoda, Diphyllobothriidea, Diphyllobothriidae. The record is from the annotation of a GenBank genome assembly.